AUGCGGAUGGACAUACGAGCGGGUCACAUCAACUCUUCACAUUCGCGAACUCGGUCCUUACAUGACAGCCUGAGUACUGGUGUAAUCCAUUAUUUCCCACAGCCUGAUACAUCCGGAGAUCAGCUCUUGUGGGAUUCUGAAGACUCUCUAAUCCCAUUUCACAGGGGUGACUUUGUAGCCCUACCGAUACCUCGCAUCAAGUAUGAUCAUAUGAGUAUGUGUAUUCAUACCUAUUCACGUUGUUGUAGAUCGUCAUCCUCUUUGCAGCCGAUUUUGAAAGGCAGGCGCUCUCGCGUACAAGUUUCAAUUGUUGUGUUGUCGAUGCCUUUUUGCAUCCGUCUCGCUCCCCGCGAUUCGAGGCCAAGCAUCAUGCAUCUUGGCUGA
Messenger RNA from Somion occarium, 384 nucleotides. NCBI's taxonomy places the organism in Eukaryota, Fungi, Basidiomycota, Agaricomycetes, Polyporales, Cerrenaceae. The record is from the annotation of a GenBank genome assembly.